GUUUUUUAAUGGAGUAAAUUUGGAGUAAAGUAGUAUGGAGGUUAUGUGACGGGGCGUGGUGCAGACAGCCCACUGUAAACUACUGGAGUCUGUCCCAGGCGCGGAAGAGAAAGGCGGACACCAGUCCUCAUGCAGAACUGAGAAGAGGGACAGUGAGCAGGGACAACGGGGUUGGUUAUUUUGCAAAAUGGAGUCUCUUUCAGUGGCAAACACCAAUUUUGCACUUCACCUAUUCACCAAGAUCAAGGAAGGCAACAAAACCGGGAAUGUCUUCUACUCUCCUCUCAGCAUCUCUUCUGCGCUGGCCAUGGUGUCUCUCGGAGCUGCAGGCAACACAGCAACUCAGAUGUCUGAGGUCUUGUGCUUCAACAAACCAGUGAAGCCUAAGUCUGUUCAACCAGUAGCAGUCCAACAGGCACAGCAAUCUCAGAAGGUCCAGUUACCAUCGGCUUUACAAAAGGUUCUGCACCACAACAAAGCCAAGGACGACGUCCACGUCAGCUUCAACAAGCUGAUGGCCGAACUGAACAAAGCAGGAGCUCCGUAUGCCCUCAGCAUGGCCAAUAGGCUUUAUGGAGAGCAGACCUACAAAUUUGUGGAGAAAUUUCUGAAGGAGACAAAAACACACCACCAUGCUGAGCUGGAAACUGUUGACUUUAAAGCAAAUGCAGAAUCUGCACGGGUCAAUAUUAAUAACUGGGUGGAGAAGCAAACAAAAGAUAAGAUCAAGAACUUGCUGCAAAAAGGAAUUGUUGAUGAUUCGACCAGACUUGUCUUGGUGAAUGCCAUCUACUUCAAGGGCAGCUGGGAGAAGCAGUUUAAGGUUGACGCAACACAGGAGCUUCCUUUCAAGCUGAACAAGAAAGAAACUAAACCAGUGCAGAUGAUGAGUCAGAAGGCAAAGUUUCCCUUGGCCUUUAUUCCUGAUCUGCGGUGCAAGAUUCUUGAAAUGCCAUAUAAGGGCAUGGAGCUCAGCAUGCUAAUUAUGCUACCUGUUGAGAUUGAAGAUAACACUACUGGCCUUGAGAAGCUUGAGCACCAGCUCACUUAUGACAACUUCAUGGAGUGGACACGGCCUGAUAUGAUGGACACUGUGGAGGUGCAGGUGUCUUUGCCGCGAUUCAAACUGGAGGAAACCUAUGACAUGAAGGAGCUGCUCAUCAGCAUGGGCAUGGUAGAUGCCUUUGACAAGGGCAAGUGUGAUUUUUCACACAUGUCUCCUUGCGAUGACCUGGUGCUCUCCAAGGUGGUGCAUAAGUCUUUUGUAGAAGUGAAUGAGGAAGGCACUGAAGCAGCUGCAGCCACCGCGGCCAUCAUGGUGAUGCGUUGUGCCAUGCUUCCCCCAGAGCGCUUUGUGGCAGACCACCCCUUCCUCUUUUUCAUUCAACACAAACCAACCCGAAGCAUUCUCUUUUGUGGACGUUACAGCGCUCCUUAAAUUGCCCGAUGCUCUGAAGUGCAAUUAUAACUCUAUGCAGUCAUUUGAUGUCAUAACUAAAUAAGUGUGCACUGACUAAACAUGUUUAGCUUAAAAUAUGCAAAUAUAUUUCUGUACUCUG
Messenger RNA from Ictalurus punctatus (channel catfish), 1559 nucleotides. Its product is annotated as leukocyte elastase inhibitor. The record is from RefSeq and is a predicted model, not a curated record. The transcript is spliced from 8 exons. Gene Ontology annotation, molecular function: serine-type endopeptidase inhibitor activity. Lineage: Eukaryota; Metazoa; Chordata; Actinopteri; Siluriformes; Ictaluridae. Bases 188 to 1438 code for a protein of 416 amino acids. Gene Ontology annotation, biological process: negative regulation of endopeptidase activity.